Molecule: messenger RNA, 2845 nt
Organism: Thamnophis sirtalis
Lineage: Eukaryota; Metazoa; Chordata; Lepidosauria; Squamata; Natricidae
Product: protein zyg-11 homolog B
Cellular component (GO): Cul2-RING ubiquitin ligase complex
Source: RefSeq, a predicted model, not a curated record
CCACGCUUUCCGGUUUUGGGGGUGGUGGGGGAAAGUGGAUGCCGGCUGUUUGCGAUGGUUCGCUUCCUGCAGGUCCGCCAACGAGCCCCGCUCCCCCUUUGUGGAAACUGUUCGGCUGUGCAGGCAGAAGCUUCUCCAUAUUCUCUAGUUGACAUCUGUUUGAAUGUCUUGGUUGCUGAUCUGGCAAAGUUCUGUACAGAAAGACCAGAUGGAUCGCUGUGCUUGAAAGAAUCUCAAAGGCUUCCACAAGAAGUAGCCGAUCGAUUGCUGCAAAUAAUGUCUUAUCAAGAGUUGUUAAAUGAUGGUACUGUGGGCAUUUUCCAAGGCAACCAAAUUCGUUUGAAGCAAGCUUGCAUCCGCAAAGCGAAAAUCUCAGCCCAAUCCUUCAAGAAGGCCUUCUGCCAUCAUAAACUAGUACAGCUUGAUGCUGCAGGAAUGAAUGAAACUGUUACCAUUGCAGAUGUUGUGAGUGGAUUGGGAAGCAAUAAUUGGAUCCAGAACAAUCUCCAGUGCCUUAUCUUGGACUCAUUAACUCUUUUUCCUACAAAUUCGUAUGAAAGAUGCUUUGGUCAGCUCCCCGGUCUUCGUUCUUUGAGUAUUACAAAUGUGCUGUUCGGGGAUGAACAUCUAGCAGAUGUUGCUACCCUGCCAAGAUUAGAAAGCUUGAACAUAUCCAACACUUCUGUUACAAACAUAUCUGCACUCCUCGCCUGCAGAAAUCGUCUGAGAUCUCUAACUAUGUACAGUCUGAAAUGUUUGAAAAUGCCUACUGCAAAAUUCUUAGAUGUCAUAGGAAGACUAAAGUAUCUGGUUCAUCUUGACAUCUCAGACGAUCAGCAUUCUGGAUCCGAGAUUGCCUUUUGUUUGCUAAGGCAAAAAGACAUUCUGCCUAAUCUUGUAUCAUUGGACAUUUCAGGGAACAAAUCUAUUACUGAUGAAGCCGUAGAAGCCUUUGUCAGACAGCGGCCGCGAAUGCACUUUAUAGGUUUGUUAGGUACAGCAGCUGGAUUCACAGAGUUCGUUUCAGGACAGGGAAGCUUGAAGGUCUCGGGAGGAGAAAAUGAAAUGCAGAUUUUAGAAGCUCUGAAACGCUACAACGAAAGGCCAGUAUUUGUGAAGGAGGCCUUCUUUCAUCUUUUUCUGCAAACCUGUUUUAUGAAAAUUACAAAGCCUGAAAUUUUAAAGCUUGUGAUUAUUGGAAUGAAGAAUCACCCUUUGGAUUUGGCAGUACAGUUGACUGCUAGCGCCUGUGUCCUUAAUUUAACUAGGCAAGGCCUAGCAGCAGGUAUGCCUGUUCGGCUGCUCUCCAGUGUAAUUCAGCUGCUCCUUAAAGCCAUGGAAACAUUUCCUGAACAACGACAGCUCCAGAAGAAUUGUCUUCUUUCAUUAUCUAGUGUCAGGAUCCUCCAAGAUGUUCCAUUUAACAGAUUUGUGGCUGCCAAAUUUGUUGUUCAAUGGCUUUGUAAUCAGGAGAAUCAACAUAUACAAAGAAUUGCAGUUAAUGUAAUCUCUAUCCUGGGACUUAAGCUUUCAGAUGAACAAGCAGCACAACUUUCUGCCGAAUUCUACAUUGUUGUUGGGAAACUGCUUGAAAUAAUUGAACAAAAAACAAAUCAGAGUGAAUUAGAUGCGACUUUUCAUUUUACACUUCGUGCACUUUGGAAUCUCACAGAUGAAGCUCCAACUAUUUGUACACACUUUAUGGACCACAAAGGACUGGAUCUUUUCUUGGAAGUUUUAGAGAUUUUUUCUUCUGAUUCAUCUAUACAACACAAAGUUCUUGGCCUCUUGAACAACGUGGCGGAGGUGAGAGAGCUGCACCCCAGGCUAAUGCAGAAGGACUUCAUGGAUAAUGUCAGUGAACUUCUGAACAGUUCUGAGAUAGAAGUCAGCUAUUUUGCUGCUGGGAUUACGGCCAAUUUGAUAUCUAGAGGUGAAGAAGCCUGGACAUUGAAUCAAAAACUGAGAAGAUCUCUUAUUGAAAAGCUGCAUUCAACCCUUUUGAAGUGGCCAACACCAGAAUGCAAGAUGGUAGCACUGCCAGCUUAUAGGUCUCUCAAGCCAUUUUACCCACUGCUUGACUGCUUUACAUUACCUGGAGUACAGAUCUGGGCUGCGUGGGCUAUUCUGCAUGUCUGCUGCAAAACCUCUGCCAAAUACUGUGCAAUAUUAAUAGAAGAGAAUGGACUACAGCACUUAUAUAACAUCAAAGAAAAUGACCAGAGUGAUCCUGAUGUCCGGUAUUUAGUAAACAAGAUAUUAAGUUAUGUGGAAACUCAUGUGAAGUAUUAUGGGAUGCCUAAACAUCUAAUAGAGCUACAAGGCCAUUCAGAUUGAUAACUGAGGUCAUAUCUCUUCUACUGCCAUAUAGUAUUGACAUCCUUUUCACCAUCCACUUUAAAAAAAGAAUCAAGAUGGUCCUUGUAUCUUUUUCAAAUCUUCUGUAAUUAGCUUUAACUUAUGGCUCUUGUAUAAUGACAGAUGGAAAGAAAUUUAGGCUUGUUUCUGCUAAAACAAUGAGUUUGAGGCAAACAAUUGGGUCAGUCACAAACCACUGUUAUGAACUUGUGCACGUCCAAAGAAGAGAUCCGGAGUUUAGUUUAUUGUACAUAAAUAUUUGUCAUGAUGUAAGCAUAAAUCACUUUGUUACUGUAUUUUUUUUCUGGGUAUACAAAGUAUUUUUCUAUGAGUGGGGAAAAUAUUUCAAGAGACUUUUUAGGCUUUAUCUAAAAAAGAUACGUUCAGUGAUGGUAUUACAAAAUGAUUGCAUGUUUCUAUCUUCAAGAAAAUUGGUCAUAAUGCAAAAUAAAGCUUUUAUAAGGUCAAAUUCACUAUAUGGUAGCCA